GAUCUUUAUAGAAAAAAUCCUGGAUAAUACUUGGGAUAUAUCGAAGCUAACAUAUACUAAAUUUGAUUUUGAUGAAAAAAUAGUAAAUUGAAUGGAUAUGGAAGUGGUGACGUGUUGAAAUUGAGGGAGGAGGGCCCAUUCAUGAAUCUUCCGUCGUUACGGUUUGCUUUUCUCUUCAUUUCAAUUUCAAUCUCUUUCCUCCACCUUUCUCUCAAACACACCCCAACUCUUUUCCGUCCCACCUUUCUUCUGCCCUUUAAAUUUUUUAUUUCAGGCCGGGCCAGGUUUGAAUGCUUCAUUUUCUAUUCAAUAAAGGGAUUCAAGUGAAGAGAUCAAUUCCUAAGUGAAGUAUGAUUGAAGGAAGAUGUAGAGGAUGGGCAGUGUGGUUUGUGUCUUGCAUGCUGUUUUCUCUCUAUGAAUCAUCUUUAGAAUCAGGUUGACAUCAAGUUCCCUGGCUUGUGGGUAUAUCUCCUCAUCAAAUUCUUGUAGCAAAUAUGAAUUACUCAUUCAGUGCCAAUACUUGUGAGAUAGUGGAAGCAAGGGAAGAGAUCAUUUCUGAGUUCAAAAUAGAUGAAAAGCCUGAGAGUAGUUGUGCCCACAAAUCAAGAAAAAAGUAUUCUAUAGAGAAUGAUAUCAAUCGUCUCUUGCAGGCUAUUGAUAUUAAUAAUUCAGCUAGAGUUCUUAAUACACCAUGUUCACAGAAGAGUGCUCUUAAAAAACCUAUAAAAGCCACUCCAUCUCAGGCAUCAAGAAUUGGUCUCUCGGAACCUGUAAGUUUAAAGCAGGCAUUUAGAAGGCUGUGCAUCUCACAGGCAUCAGAAAUGGCUGCAUUGAAGCGACUAUCAAAAUCAUCCCCUUCGUCAAGAGUAUCAGAGGCUGGAACUAUAAAAAACUUGUACACAACGUCACCAGUAGUAGACGAAAGACAUGGGGUCUUGGUGGAACUCUCCCUUGUGCCAGAGAUAUCUAGUAGACCUUCUGAUGAUAAGUUGGCCAGCAAUGAGAUUCAUGAGAUAUCAAAUUCAAGUGCUCAUCAUUCUACUCCUUUUGUUAAUGCAACAAACCCAAAAACAAUGCCAACCAGAUUAUCACAUCGAAGCCAAAUUGUCCCUCUUUCAUCAGAGAUUCAGGGUGAGAAGCUAGUCACGAGGCUUGAAAAACAGGCACUAGCAGACUCAUCAUCUGCUUCCUGUCCUAGUAAUGAAGUGCUGGAGUUGGAGAUUAGACUCAAAACGCUCCCUGAUUCCUCCAGCAAAGAUUCUCUCAGUUCUUCAUUGCCAGAUAAGGGGGUGGAAGCAAAGUCAAUUUCUCCAUCCAGUUCUGGAACAGGUAAUGGGGUGGAUAAAGCCACAAGUAGUAAUACAUCAUUGGCAAAGCCAAUAGGGAAUGACAAGAACUCUCUUAAGAAGGAAGUGAAGCAAGAUUUAUGUUCUUCAUCGAGCUGCUCAAAUCCAUGCCCCAGAAAAGUUGGCAAUGCUUUGGCUUCCAGCACAAGUAAUUUGAACAACGUGAAUAACAAUUCUGAUUCAAAGAAUGAAAUGAAGGUAAACGAGAAACUGUCCUUCAACCAUUCAAACCAUAGCAUUGAUGUUUACUCAGGUAAUGUCAGGAAGGAUUCAAGCAAACCUGGUUUCUGUUUGGCUAGCAAUAAGAGAACUAGGUUUCCAGUAACAAAAUUUGAUGAGAAAACAAUAUCAAAUGUAAAGAGUGAGUUCUCACAAAGUUCAAAAAGUAGCAUUGGUGAUUACCGUUGUAGUGGGCACAGACCUCACAUGUCAAAACACACAAGAUGGGAAGCAGUUCGUGUUAUUAUGCAGCAUCAUGGUAAUUUAAGUGCAAGGAACUUCAAGCUGCUCAAGAGGCUUGGUCGUGGGGACAUUGGAACUGUUUAUCUUGCCCAACUGAUUGGUACCAACAGCCUUUUUGCACUAAAAGUGGUGGAGAAUGACUUUGUGGUAAACCAGAAGAAAAUGCUCAGGGCCCAAACUGAAAGAGAGAUUCUGCAGAUGCUGGAUCAUCCGUUUCUUCCUACACUAUAUGCCCAUAUUGCAACGGAUAAGCUCUCUUGCUUGGUUAUGGAGUAUUGUCCAGGUGGAGAUCUACAUGUGCUACGCCAGAGGCAACCAUCUAAGAGUUUUUCAGAACAAGCUACCAGGUUUUAUGUUGCUGAAGUUCUCCUUGCCCUGGAGUAUUUGCACAUGCUAGGAGUUGUAUAUAGAGACCUCAAGCCAGAAAAUAUUCUGGUGCGAGAAGAUGGCCACAUCAUGCUUACUGAUUUUGACCUAUCACUCAGAUGUUGUGUCAAUCCAAUGUUGGUCAAGUCAUCCUCACCAAAUGUGAAUCCAACAAUGACGUCCAGUUCCUGUUCUGAGGCAAACUGCAUGCACCCUUUCUGUCUCCAACCAGAUUGGCAUGUCUCCUGUACUCCUAUUCUACUAUCAGGUGGAGCAAAAUCUCAAAAAGUUAAGGCUGAAAUAGGUGGUCAGGUUGGUCCACUGCCACAGCUUGUAGUGGAGCCUACCAAUGCUCGAUCAAACUCGUUUGUUGGAACCUGUGAAUAUCUUGCUCCGGAAAUCAUAAAAGGUGAGGGUCAUGGGAAUGCUGUAGAUUGGUGGACUUUAGGUAUAUUAUUGUUUGAGCUUUUAUAUGGUAAAACUCCCUUUAAGGGCCAUGCAAAUGAAGAUACAUUAACCAAUGUUGUGUCAAAGAGCCUUAAGUUCCCAGAUAGUCCUAUAGUGAGUUUUGGAGCAAGAGAUUUGAUGAGGCUAUUGUUGAUAAAAGAUCCUGAAAGUCGAUUAGGUUCUGUAAAAGGUGCUGCUGAAAUAAGGCAGCAUUCCUUCUUUGAAGGCCUCAACUGGGCUCUUAUACGCUGUGCACCACCACCCGAGCUCCCCAAAUUUCGUGAUUUUGGAACUAGUCUUCAAUCUAUGGACAAAAAAGCCAACCAUUUAGAGGCUACACAAGAUUGUCAAGAGUUUGACCUGUUUUAGUUACUUAGAUUACAUGGGGUAGGGGAUUGACUUGGUUUCAGAAUAUGUUGUCAUCCAUGUAACACUUGGGGCAUGAAUGUAACUCUCAUACCCUGACUUACAGAUAAAUAAAUGUUUAUACUGGACUAGAAGUUGUAAAUCCAUGAUUGGUUUGCCUGCUGCCCAUUUCGAUCUUUAAUUGCUUGAUAUUAUUAACGGGAUA
Molecule: messenger RNA, 3192 nt
Organism: Cajanus cajan (pigeon pea)
Lineage: Eukaryota; Viridiplantae; Streptophyta; Magnoliopsida; Fabales; Fabaceae
Product: serine/threonine-protein kinase D6PKL1
Biological process (GO): protein phosphorylation
Molecular function (GO): protein kinase activity; ATP binding
Source: RefSeq, a predicted model, not a curated record